UCAGCCGCAAAUCUGUGAGCUCGCGACCUCCCUCCAUUGGGAAAGAGAGCUAGUUCUAGCCCGAAAAAAGGGGAGAAAAUACGGGCAACCAUGGAUCGUAGCUAGUUAGCUGAGGGGGGAAAGCAUGAUAAAUUUCCAUUUGAGGGACUCCUUCUCUUGGACUACCCGGUGCGUGUUCUGUUUUGGCGACGGGGAAAUAAAAUGAAACGAGGACCGGGAUUUGGGAGCAACACUUGCUUGCGAAACAGCCAGUAGAAUUUUCUUUAGCGGGCUAAGUUGCUAGCUCGUGAAGAAGCGGUGGUAAACUUCGUAAUGAGCAAUUGCUACCAUUGGAAUUGUCGGAACCCCACCUCAAUUGUUUUGUGUUUUUAGAAAUGGGAUUCUUUUAUCUUCCCCGUGGACUCUGAAAUUUCAGCCCUUGGUUUUACACGUCAAGAGAUUCUGUAUGUGCUUUGUUUACGCCUUGCUUGGUAACAGUAUUGAUUACAAACUAGCUAUUUAAUCGCUCCCACUGGCUUUGUGGAUGCAGGCCAUGGACUACGCAUAAAACAGACAAGGUAGCUAGCUUACUGGCUAGCUAUCGAUAACUGGUAAAUAUAGCUUACACAUACAUACAUUUUGGAGCGAGGUCUUGCAGCGAUUUUGUUUUAAAGAAACAGCGGAUCACUGUAAACCCGUGGUUUGGAUCAUGCAUGGGAUCGGAAAGCGCUUCCUUCUGAUGGGAUAAAAACAGCCUUACAAUAUAUUAACGGAGUGUUUCAAUCAAGGCUGUUUGAACAAUCAAAUAUCGAGUCAUUGGAAGAAAAGGAAAUCUACAAUGUCGGCCGCAAAAGAGAAUCCCUGUCGGAAAUUCCAAGCCAACAUUUUUAAUAAAAGCAAAUGUCAAAACUGCUUUAAGCCUCGCGAGCUGCAUCUGUUGACGGACCAAGAUCUUAACCAGGCCAAACCUAUUUAUGGCGGAUGGCUGUGUUUGGCUCCGGAGGGAACAGACUUCGACAAUCCUAUGCAAAGAUCACGGAAAUGGCAGCGGCGUUUCUUUGUGCUCUACGAACACGGAUGCCUACGCUUCGCCCUGGACGAAUCGCCGAGCACGCUGCCGCAGGGGACGGUCAACAUGAACCUGUGUACGGACGUCAUCGACGCUGAGCCCAAGACGGGCCAGAAGAACUCGCUCUGCAUCAUCACGCCCGAGCAGGAGUACUUCAUACGAGGAGACAACAAGGAGAUCAUCAACGGGUGGAGUGAGCAGCUGGUUGUGUAUCCGCGCACCAACAAGCAGAACCAGAAGAAGAAACGCAAGGUGGAGCCGGCCACCUCCCAGGAGCCCGGUCCAGCCAAAGUGGCAGUUACAGGUUCCGGAAUCCCGGAGGCGGAGAAGGUUCCGGACUCCAGUUCCAUCAUCUGGCAGGAGGAGCUGCAGAGUCGCGAGGCGGACGUGGGCCAGGUCUGGGCCGCGGCUGAGAUGGCGCCCUUAGGAUCACCACCUGCAGGCGAGGGUUCUCUGGUGGGCCGCGGGUCGGACCAGGGCUCGGUGAACGGCGACGAGCUGGACCGCAGCCCCUUCCUCCCCUCCCUGGCCAUGGCGGCCUCCUCGCCCUCCCACGAGCUCCUCUCCCCCACCGGCAGCUCCUCCAGUCGGCAUAGCUACGGUGGUGGUGAGGCCUUCGGUGGAGGUGGUGGUGGUGGUGGAGGUGGAGGUGGGGUGCCCCGCUGCCUCUCCCCGGCCCCCAGCGACCCCUUCCCCUCCGGCAGCAGCCUCCUCUCCAACGGCUCCCACAUCAGCGGCUCCAUGAGCUCGCUGGACUCGGACGCCAGUGGGAGCACGGUGGCCAGCAGCGACAGCCACCCGGCGGGAGCGGGAGGAGAGGGGGCCGGGGCAGGAGGUGGCGGCGGGGGGAGGCACCGGCAUCACGGGAGGUCCAUCCACGAGACGCCGCGCUCGCGGAGAUACGAGGCGGAGGCGCGCAAGGCGGAGAAGAGGAGCAGAGCGCACAGCCCCGAGGGACAGGAGACGCUCAUGAGCCCAGAGAGGAGUGGGCGCUCCAAUGUGAUAGAGAAGCUAGAGGCUCUGGAGUUGGAGAAUACAGAGCGGAUGGAGGUGGACGAGUCAGACCGCACCGCCGCCCGCCAGGGGCGCAGCGAGAUGAGGCGCUCCAACCGAGAGGAGCAGAAGUCCAAAGCUCAGGAGUAUCAGCCUACUCCUCUGCCGCCGCUGAGGAGAGCUAAGUCACUGGACCGCAGGACCACAGAGUCCGUCAUGACACCUGACCUGCUGAACUUUAAGAAGGGUUGGAUGGUGAAGUUGGACGAACAGGGACAGUGGAAGAAGUAUUGGUUUGUGCUGACCGACCACAGCCUACGAUACUACAAGGAUUCAAUCGCAGAGGAGGCCUCAGACUUGGACGGAGAGAUAGACCUCAGUACUUGUUACAACGUUACAGAGUAUCAAGCUCAGCGGAACUAUGGCUUCCAAAUCCAUACGCAGGAGGCCGUGUACACGCUGUCGGCCAUGACAGGGGGCAUCAGGCGCAACUGGAUCCAGGCUGUCAUGAGGAACGUACGGCCCUCCACUGCACCUGACGUGGCCAGCCUUGACGACCACGCCCCUCUGGAGGGCGGCCUUCUGGCACGGCCGGACGUCACGCCUCAGGACUCACCGUCGUCCGAGGCCUCGUCCGUGGAGCGCGAACCAGGCCCCAAGAAGAGCCGGGCGCGCGAGCGGCGCCGCGAGGGACGCUCCAAGACCUUCGACUGGGCCGAGUUCCGACCCAUCGCCCAGGCGCUGGCUCAGCAGCGCAACCAGGAGAACCAGGAGAGCCGCUCCCAGCUGCAGUCGCAGGCCUCGGAGCUCAGCGACUCCGAACGAAGCCGCCGCCGAGAGGAGCGCCGACGCAGAUACGGGUCGGUCGCGGGCGCCGGUAGCGACUCCUCGCCCACGGGGAUGGACUUUGAGAGCGGCGGCAGUGGACGGCCCGGUUCUGGUUCUGGCUCGGGGUCUGGGUCUGUGACGGGGUCGCCUCCGCCUCGGCCGCAGCCGGCGUCUGUGGAGCGCCAGAGGAAGGUGGAGGACGAGAUCGAGCAGCACUGGCAGCAGGUGGAGAAGACGCCCAUACGCGAGGAGAGGCGGGUGCCACUCGCCUCCACGCUGCACGCCACACGAGACACACACGAGCUGGAGAAGCUGCUGGAGAGCUACAAGAGAGGGGUGGAGGACUUGAAGGUGCAGCUUGAGACGUGUCACCAGCAGCUGGCCGAGUCCAACGAGAAUAAACAUGAACUGGAGGACCAGCUGCGCACCGCACUGGUGCGGGAGCAAAACGUCCGCACCGGAUACAUCUCGCCGCUGGACUCCCCCCUGGGUCUUGAGGGAGAGCUUGAUCCCCAGGCGAAGAGGCCCGAACUGGUUAGUGCUCAAGCGCAGACAUUGACGCGGAAGUACCUGGAAACCAAAGAGCUCCUCCAGCUGCAGGAGCAGAAAAAGCGCAACAUGCAGGCACAGCUUGGCCUUUCUCUCGCUCACCUGCCCUCUUCACCCGCCUCCGCCAAGGAACCUUGCACACCUGGCACACCUGAGCACCAAAUGCCUGUUGCUGCCACUACUGCUGUCUUGGAGGGCCACACCUCCCCCCGCACCACUGACACUCCUGUUCUUAAAAAUGUCAGCUUCACGGUACAAGACAGUGAGGGAAAGAUUUCAGAGCUAGAGAAACUGAUAUCGGGCACGGGCAGACCUUUAACUCUCAGGGGCUUGCUGUCUUUGAUGCAGAUUCACAGCGAGUUUGGUAAGGAAAGUAUGUUAGAUAGCCAGGAAAUAUUUGAGCUGGGCACUUCCGGGGACAUUAGUAGUUGUCACAAACUUCUAGAAAACCUCAAGCAUCAGCAGGAAGUGGACAAUGAGAGCAUGAGGAAGAGCCUGGCGAUGGCUGGCGACAGCAUCCGCAACUAUGAGGCACGACUCGUCACCAUGGAGGACAUUCUGGGGCGGGUUCAGCAGCAGAAAUUGGAAAGUUUAAAGAGUCCCUUUGGGCCGGCGUGUCCGAUUGAGGACUCGAUAGAAAGCACACACAGCAGAGAUCUGUCCCAGAGGGUUGAGUUGCUAACAACAGAGAAUGAUGCACUGAAUCAGCGUUACCAGGAGAUAGUCAACCAGUUGAGGGAGGCAGACCGGGAAAUUGAUAGGCUGAAGACAGAGCUGCAGGGUGUGCAGCAGGAACAACCUGCCAAAACGUCGCCACAAACAAACGUCAAGCAAGUAGGUAGUGUAGACAGGUCUGUUGAUCGUGACUUUUAUGAAAGGGAGUUAAACGUUAAGUCUCAGAAGCUGCAGGACGCCCUUGUAAAAUUGGAUGAGGUCGGGAAAAAUUUGAGAGAGACCGAGCAGCGGCUCCAGUUGAAAGAGGCGACCUUGAGAGGUUUGGGAUUUCAGAUGGGCGACAGCGGUGAAGGUCAAGGUCACAAUAGUGAAUUACAGCUGCAAAAAGAGGAGAUGAGACUUCAGCUGGAGGUGGUUGAGGCGAAACUCAUCGAGCGGGAGCAGAGACUUCUCGUCGUGGAACAAUCCAGCCAACAGCUGCAAGCAGAGAACCAGGAACUCAAGCUAAAGAACCAAGAGAUUGAAAGGUUACUAGAUAAAGUCGAAAAGGUGACACGUGUAGGAAUGAGUGGUGGCGCAGAGAUUGAGCAGAGACGGGAUGUGUUUGAGACAAUGGAGGAGAGAGGAGAAGGGCUUACAGUGGAAAAUUCAGGAGUUGAGAAAGUGAUAGAGGAAUUUAAAGCAAAGUCAGAGGCCAUGCAGGAAUUAGUUGAGAUUUUGGGCAAAGUAGAUGAGGCAGAUGAUUUAAAGAGCACAUUGCAAUCUUUGUGUGGCGUGUGUCCUUUAGAUGAGACUGUGGACGUUAGUGAGACAGAUAGGCUGCUAAUGCAGCAGGGAGAGUUUUACAGUAAACUGCUAAGUGGAAUGAAGGGUAGUCAGUUGAACCAGGAGGGUGGAGAUGCACAUUGGACUGCAAGAGCUGUGCUAGAACAGAUGCUGCUUGAGAAAAUGGUGUUACUGAUUGUCAGUCAAUUAAGCACCAAACCAGUUGAGGACGUGCAAAUGGACACUGAAAGUAUGGACACAGGCACAAAUCAGAUUAUUGAACACGUUUCCGACUCAAAAACAUUGCUUGUAAAUGAUCUUGUACGUUCUUUGCAAAAGAAACUGCAGUGCAUGACCCAGAUUUCUUCGACCAUGGCAACAUCUCCAAAUGCACAGCUCCAGACCUUGCUAGCUGCAGUAGCCAAGUACACAGGGCCGAAGCGGCACUGGUCACAGUAUGUCCAGGAGGCCAUGAUGGAAGCACACUGCUCUUACUUGGAGUGCAAGCACAGAAGCUACCAGGCCAGAGUUGAACAAGAACUACAGUCAGAUGUCAUUAGAGACGACUGUGCUAGUUGUGUCAGGCUAAGAACUCAGAAUAAGCACCUCGCCUCCAAGGCAGACGAACUGCAAAACCUGUUGGUUCUACAGAGCCCACCACAAGUAGACGGCCAGAGUCCAGUCACGCACAUUCAGAUCGAAGGGGAGCCCCUAGACUCCCUAGAUAAGGCCAUCCAGCUGCAGGACAUGGUCGCCAAGCACAGGAAGGAGACGCGCGAGCUGAAGGAGUCCCAUGAGCAGCAAGUGUUCAGCCUAAAACAGGAGGUGGCCAAGAUGGCCGAAACUCUCCAGCUGCGCACGGAGGAGAACGUGAAGGAGAUCGACUCGCUGACCAUCUGCAUGGAGAACUUGAAGCAGAAGCACGAGCAGGAACGAAGCUCCCUGGUGGAGCAGUUUGAUUGCGAGAUGGAGGAUCUGAAGAGCAUCGUGGCUCCGCACGGCUUCCAGGAGGGCCAGGAACAAGCGGGGCCGACCCUAAAGGAGCGCGUUCAGGAGCUGGUCGCACAGGUGGCGAUCAUGACCGAGGGGAUGAAGGCUCGUGACCGCGACGGGGAGGCAACGCUGCGUCUGAAAUUCGAGAGAGACCUGGAAAACCUGAAGGCGACAUGUGAGCGUGGUUUUGCGGCGAUGGAGGAGUCCCACCAGAAGGUGAUUGACGAGCUGCAGAGGAAGCACCAGCGGGAACUGGAGAAGCUGCAGGACGAGAAGGAGAGACUGCUGGAGGAGGAGACCGCCGCCACCAUCGCUGCGAUCGAAGCGAUGAAGAACGCCCACAGGAACGAGCUGGAGAGGGAGUUGGAUAAGGCACGCAAGGCCCACAGCACCAACGAGAACGCCGACAUCGACGAGAUCCGCAGGCAGCACGAUGAGGAGUUGGUGUCGUUUCAGCGUGAGAUUGAGGUGCUCUCGGAGCAGUACUCCCAGAAGUGCCUGGAGAAUGCGCACCUGGCCCAGGCUCUGGAGGCGGAGAGGCAGGCCCUACGCCAGUGCCAGAGGGAGAACCAGGAGCUCAACGCACAUAACCAGGAGCUAAAUAACCGUCUGGCUGCUGAGAUCACAAAGAUGCGCUCCAUGACCAGUGAGGAGGGCGGGGAGACGUGCACCGUCAUCCAGGGCAAGGAGCUGUAUGAGCUCGAGGUCAUGUUGAGAGUGAAGGAGUCGGAGGUUCAGUACCUGAAACAGGAAAUCAACUCCCUGAAGGACGAGCUACAGGCGGCCCAAAGAGAUAAGAAGUAUGCCACGGACAAGUACAAGGACAUCUAUACGGAGCUGAGCAUCGUGCGUGCGAAGGCGGAGCGGGAUCUGGGACGCCUGCGAGAGCAGCUGCAGCAAGCGCAUGAGGCCCUGGGGGAACCCACGCCUGAGGAGGUUGAACGCAGCGGAUACGACAUCAUGAAGUCCAAGAGCAAUCCUGACAUCCUGAAGAUGGCGGCGGUGGCAGCGAAGCGAUCAGAGCGCACCCUGAGGUCAAAGUCUGUGAGUCGGGACAUGCCCUGGGACAGCUAAGGGGCUGCCUGAGGGACGCUCCACACUGUUGACUCCCGUCCUCUAGAGUCUAAAGGAGGGUCUGACUGCUGAGCAGAGGCUUCACUUGUUCGACAACAAGGACACUAAGGAAUUCUGACAUUGAGGCAUCAACACCCCAUCCCUUCCUCACCCAGGCCCCAGCCUCCCUGACUCCUCAACACAACCCCACCCCAAAUCCCCCCACAUCCUCCUAUGCUGCAUGAUGAGAGGGACUUGCUCCUCUCCACACACACCUCCCCCCCUUACCCUCAUCCUCACACGCACACCCUCACACACUAUAUUUUAGCCCAGUAAUUAACCAUUUAGAAACACACUGGUCACAAUGAGUCCUAUAUUAUAUACGUGCUAUGACGUUUGAAUUUUAUUGUCUAUAGAGUAUGCAUUUCAUGCACUUCUGUUACUGUGACGUUUUGUUUUUUGUUUUUUUUUGUUUUUAUUUCCAUUGCCAUGUCUUAAUGUAAAUACUGUUUUUUAAUUAAGCAUCUAUCACACAUACACUAAAAAAAAAGUUUUUUUUCUUGUGUAAGCUACUGUUUUAACCUUUUAGUUAUGUGUGAAUAGUCGAUGAAAUGCGCAAAAUGUGGAUGAAAAGAACACGAAAAGUACAGGAUGAACGAACGAACGAAUGAAUGAAUGGAUUGAAUGUUUAUGUGGAACCCCCAUUAGAAUACAAUCAUGUUGCCAGGCCUGUGUUACGCACUAUGUUAUAGGUGCAGUCAAUAUGCACAUUUUAAGGAAACCCCGAAGACUCCCUUUUUUAUUGUACAGAGCUGGCAAUGCUGUGCUGUUCACAAGGGGUCUGAGGGGAGGCACAAAACGGCUGUACCGUAUAAAGAGUUUGAAACCUGCUUAGUAGCGUAAUAUUCCAUAUUAAUCUUUGUGAGCUAUCUGACCACUUGAAACUGACUUUUGAUGGUAUCCUAUACAUACAUCCAGAAGGGCUUGACACAUGGGGAUGGAGUAUAUGUACACUAUAUUAGCAAAAGUAUUCGCUAACCUGUCCUGCUUCACACACUGUAUUACCAUCCCUCCCAUUAACUAACCCAUAGGGUUUAAUAUGAUAUCGGUUGACCGAGAUUUUAUUGAACCUUAUGGGUUAGGAAUGGAGUGGCAGUUAACUUCAUGUGACUCAAGGCAGGUUAGCAAAUACUUUUGGCAAUGUACUGUAUAUUCAAUAUAUAUAUAUGACCUCUUUAUCCGAAUAGUCACGUUAGUAUUCUUGGACUGGGAGAGUUUUUUUUCUGUUUCCCCCUCCAUCAAAGUUGAUUAUGUGUGCAGUGUUGUUCAGUGGCAGACCAAGUUAUAUUUAUUUAAAUGUCGGAUGUCGGCAAUUUAAAUUGUCUCACAUUUCCAUUCCUCUUUUUUGUAAAUAUACAGCAAAAUAUUCACCAACUGACAACAGGUUUAUUAGCAAUAAAUAUUUUUGCACCCUGCCUUUUAAUUCUCCUUUUUUUGUUUUGGUGGCAGGGCAACUGUA
Messenger RNA from Engraulis encrasicolus (European anchovy), 8423 nucleotides. It is a transcript of the gene mpripb, whose product is annotated as myosin phosphatase Rho interacting protein. Gene Ontology annotation, cellular component: actin cytoskeleton. Lineage: Eukaryota; Metazoa; Chordata; Actinopteri; Clupeiformes; Engraulidae. The transcript has 25 exons. Gene Ontology annotation, molecular function: actin filament binding. The coding region runs from base 818 to 6925 and encodes 2035 amino acids. The record is from RefSeq and is a predicted model, not a curated record.